Molecule: messenger RNA, 1181 nt
Organism: Drosophila busckii
Lineage: Eukaryota; Metazoa; Arthropoda; Insecta; Diptera; Drosophilidae
Product: U5 small nuclear ribonucleoprotein 40 kDa protein
Exons: 3
Coding region: 77-1120 (347 amino acids)
Cellular component (GO): catalytic step 2 spliceosome
Molecular function (GO): protein binding; RNA binding
Source: RefSeq, a predicted model, not a curated record
GCGUUGGGCAGCACGACAACGUUUUGUUUUUACGGCAGCACAAGAUUGGAUAUUUUUGUAAUAAUAUUAAGAAAAAAUGGCCACAAAAAGACCAAAUAAUAGUGUAGUGCUGGUGCCGGAAUCUAAGCGCAGCAAAACAGAGCUAGCGGCGUACACAAAUCGAGAUAAAGCUCUACUGGAAGCGGGCGUGCGCCGCACUUCAAAUCUGCAAGCGCCCAUUAUGCAGCUAGAGGGACAUGAGGGCGAAAUAUUUACAACGGAGUUUCAUCCAGAAGGCGAAAUGCUUCUCUCCUCCGGCUAUGAUAGACAGAUAUAUAUAUGGCAGGUGUAUGGAGACUGUGACAAUAUAUCCGCCAUGUCUGGACACACCGGUGCAGUGAUGGAGGCACAUUUUACAACCGACGGCAGUCAUAUCUUCACUUGCUCAACGGACAAGACGCUGGCCAUUUGGGAUAUUGUAACUGGACAACGUGUGCGUCGUCUUAAAGGACACACAAACUUUGUAAAUAGUGUGCAGGGCACGAGACGCGGCCAGCAAUUGCUCUGCUCCGGUAGCGAUGACCGCACCAUAAAGAUCUGGGAUGCGCGCAAAAAACAGGCGGUUCACACGUUAGAAACGCCGUUUCAAACUACGGCGGUUUGUUUUGGUGACACCAGCGAACAGCUUAUAAGCGCCGGCAUUGACAAUGAGCUCAAGAUUUGGGAUAUUCGCAAGCAGCAAGUGCUGCAUCAACUACAAGGUCAUACGGAUACCAUAACAGGCGUGUCCUUAUCCCCAGAGGGUGAUUUUGUGCUGAGCAAUGCCAUGGACAAUACGCUGCGCGUAUGGGAUGUGCGUCCUUAUGCGCCAGGCGAGCGUUGUGUCAAGGUGUUCCAAGGACAUCAGCAUAACUUUGAGAAGAAUCUAUUGCGUUGCGCUUGGUCGCCGGGCGGAGAUAAAGUUACCUGCGGCUCAGCUGAUCGUUAUGUCUACGUAUGGGAUGUUACUUCACGACGCAUUAUGUACAAACUUCCCGGACAUAAUGGCAGUGUCAAUGAUGUGGACUUUAGUCCGCGUGAGCCGCUCAUAGUUUCCUGUUCCAGCGAUAAAACCUUGUACCUAGGCGAGAUUGAGGAUUAAGUUGUAUCACAAAUAAGUUUUUAUUUUCAACGCUUAAUAAAUAUGGAAUUUAAACUUAGAA